Messenger RNA from Lepus europaeus (European hare), 3398 nucleotides. RefSeq lists its product as uncharacterized. NCBI's taxonomy places the organism in Eukaryota, Metazoa, Chordata, Mammalia, Lagomorpha, Leporidae. Bases 1 to 3366 code for a protein of 1121 amino acids. Gene Ontology annotation, molecular function: nucleic acid binding; RNA-DNA hybrid ribonuclease activity. The transcript has 3 exons. The record is from RefSeq and is a predicted model, not a curated record. Gene Ontology annotation, biological process: DNA integration; virion assembly.
AUGACUGUGCUAGCUGAUUUGAGCGGGCUCCCGUCAGUUGAUAUCUUUGUGUGGGAAGACCCAGCGCAAAAUUCGCUGGUUGCCCCUGCCUCGGCCCUUUGCCCAUUAAAGGAGUUAGAUUCCCACAAGGCGAAGAAACCCUUGGUCCUCCCGGGCGGGCAGGAGGAUCUUUUGCUUUUUGACACCCCACCGCCUUACGCACCCCUCCCGAGAGAGCCUAUGGCACCUUCCCCAGAUUCUACGCAGGGGGAUUCUACGCAGGGAGAAAGGGGGGAGGAACCCCCGGCUCGUACAACCCCCAUGGGUGCCAGGCUGCGCUUGCGUCGGGGAGGGGGGAGUGAGGGUGGCCAGUGGGAGGCACAGGCUUUCCCACUUCGCUCGGUGGGGAAUCAGAUGCAAUAUUGGCCGUUUUCAGCCUCAGAUUUGUACAAUUGGAAAACCCAUAACCCGCCUUUUUCUCAAGAUCCACAAGCUUUGACAGGAUUAAUUGAAUCUAUUCUUUUGACCCAUCAACCGACUUGGGAUGACUGCCAGCAGCUUCUGCAGGCUCUCCUGACCACGGAGGAGAGACAGCGAGUUCUCACGGAAGCUCGAAAAAAUGUUCCAGGGGACAACGGUCAACCUACUCAACUGCCAAACGAGAUUGACGCAGCAUUCCCGUUGACCAGACCAGAUUGGGAUUUUAGUACGGCAGCCGGUAGGGAACGACUCCGUCUCUAUCGCCAGAUUCUCCUGACAGGUCUCAGAGGGGCAGGGAGACGCCCCACCAAUUUGGCUAAGUAUGUGGAUGAUUUACUCCUGGCAGCAGAAACCGAAGAGGACUGUAAACAGGGAACGGAAUCCCUGCUCCAGAAGCUAGGCGAACUGGGAUAUCGCGCCUCUGCCAAAAAGGCCCAAAUAUGUGCCCGACAGGUAGUUUACCUGGGUUAUAAAUUGAGAGGGGGCAGGAGGUGGCUAACAGAGGGACGUAAACAGGCGGUGGCGCUUAUACCCCCACCUAAAAACCCACGCCAGUUGAGGGAAUUUCUGGGAAGUGCUGGUUUCUGCCGCCUGUGGAUUCCUGGGUUUGCGGAGAUUGCGGCUUCCCUAUAUCCCCUCACAAAAAAUAAUUCCCCUUACAUCUGGGGAGAAGAACAGCAGUUGGCCUUCGAUCAACUAAAAAAGGCCCUCUUGGAAGCCCCCGCACUAAGCCUGCCUGACCCCAACAAGCCUUUUAUCCUAUAUAUAGACGAAAGAAGGGGGAUUGCAAAGGGAGUCUUGACCCAAAAAUUAGGGCCUUGGAAGAGACCGGUGGCCUAUUUUUCAAAGAAAUUGGACAGUGUCGCCUCUGGGUGGCCCCCGUGUCUUCGCAUGAUAGCGGCGGUGGCCACGAUUGUGAAAGAUUCCGACAAACUGACUCUGGGACAGCCACUGACCGUAGUGACGUCUCAUGCUAUUGAGACGGUCAUACGUCAGCCACCUGAUCGAUGGCUAUCAAAUGCCAGAAUUACCCAUUACCAAGCAAUGUUACUCAACCCCGAGCGCAUCCGGUUUGGAACGACGGCCUCUCUCAACCCCGCCACUCUACUGCCGGAACCAGGAGACCAUACGCAGGUCAGUCACAAUUGCCAACAGGUACUGGCUGAAGUCUACGGGGCCCGUGAGGACUUGACAGACCAGCCCCUGCCAGACGCGGAGUACACCUGGUAUACAGAUGGCAGCAGCUUCCUCCAUCAAGGUGAGAGGAGGGCAGGGGCGGCGGUGGUCGACGGAAAGACUGUUGUUUGGGCCUCUGCCUUACCACCAGGCACUUCAGCACAAAAAGCUGAGUUGGUAGCUCUGACUGAGGCCUUAAAACAGGCAAAAGGAAAGAGGGUAAACAUUUAUACAGAUAGUCGAUACGCCUUCGCUACGGCGCAUGUGCAUGGUGAAAUAUACAAAAGAAGGGGACUGCUUACUUCAGCAGGCAGAGAAAUUAAAAAUAAGCAGGAAAUCCUAGAUCUCCUACAGGCCCUCUUCUUGCCAAAGAAGGUGAGCAUCAUACAUUGCCCUGGCCACCAAAAAGGAGAGGAUCCAGUGGCACAGGGUAACCGGAUGGCGGAUGAGGUGGCCAGAACAAGCGCCUUGGGUAGCUGCGCAUUAAACAUCAAUGUGCAAGAUUCUCCCAGCCAGGGGCCGGAAUGGAAUUAUACCGAACAAGAUGAGGCAUCCAUACAAAGGUUAGGGGGAAUUUACGACGAGACCACUAAAAGCUGGAAAAUACAGGGCAAAGUCGUGCUACCCACAAAAGAAACUAGAAGAUUAGUGCAAGAUCUACAUAGAUGGACACAUUUAGGGUAUAAGAAAUUAAAGACCUUACUGGAUAGAGAGGAGAUUUCUUAUUUUUUAUUGGGACUACCUGCAGCAGUAAAACAAACCGUAGAGGCCUGCAUCCCAUGCGCCAAGGUAAAUCCCAGAUGUUCUAAAAUACCUGAAGGAGUCCGGAUACGGGGGGCUAGACCUGGAAUUAAUUGGGAAAUAGAUUUCACAGAGGUCCGCCCAGGCAGAUAUGGAAUUAAGUACCUUCUAGUGUUCGUAGAUACCUUUUCCGGCUGGCCUGAAGCAUUUCCAGUGAAGAAGGAGACAGCACAAGUCGUGGUUAAGAAGCUAUUAGAAGAAAUCUUCCCGCGGUUUGGCUUGCCUAAGGUAUUGGGGUCGGAUAAUGGACCCGCCUUCGUCUCCAGGGUAAGUCAGUUGGUGACCAAAGUGCUGGGGAUUGAUUGGAAAUUGCAUUGUGCGUACAGGCCCCAGAGUUCAGGUCAGGUAGAACGAAUGAAUAGAACACUUAAGGAGACCUUAACUAAAUUAACAAUGGAGACUGGCACUAGAGACUGGGUCGAACUGCUGCCGAUGGCUUUGUUUAGGGCUCGUAAUACACCUUCUGUAUGUGGACUAACACCCUAUGAAAUAUUGUACGGAGGCCCUCCACCCGCAGCAGAUUUGUUGGGACCCAGUAUUGACUCAUUUGCAACAUCCUCUACUUUACAGACCCGCUUCCGAGCUUUACAGCUCAUCCACAGGCAAAUAGGGGAGCAGCUGACUGCCGUAUACCAGUCCAAGUGCCCUACGCUCCCGCAUUCGUUCCAGAUUGGGGACAUUGUCUACGUCCGCAGACACCAGAUUAAGACGCUUGAGCCACGUUGGAAGGGACCCUACACGGUAUUAUUGACUACACCGACCGCGAUAAAGGUAGACGGAAUUGCCGCUUGGAUACACGUGUCACACGUCAAGAGGGCGACAGCUGAACAGAGACAAGAGACCGACGACCCUGCCGACGAGCCGACACCAACAUGGAAACUACAACGUACUCAAAACCCACUCAAGAUAAGAAUUUCAAAAUCUGUUUAGUACUGCUUACAAUUCUUUUUACCCCUAUUAUG